Messenger RNA from Entelurus aequoreus (snake pipefish), 3180 nucleotides. RefSeq names its product zinc finger protein 260-like. Bases 314 to 1900 code for a protein of 528 amino acids. Lineage: Eukaryota; Metazoa; Chordata; Actinopteri; Syngnathiformes; Syngnathidae. Gene Ontology annotation, biological process: regulation of cytokine production; regulation of immune system process; negative regulation of transcription by RNA polymerase II. The record is from RefSeq and is a predicted model, not a curated record. The transcript has 3 exons.
CACGGCGAGGAUAAAGCAAGAUGGCGUCUGACGGUGAAGACGUUAUUGCAGUCGUCACAGUUCAGUGUUUUUAAUCUGUGCGGCCAUGUACACAUAUAUGUCCUUUAUUAGACUCUAUUAAAUAGAGUAAACAUCGUUAAUAACUGUUUGCAUCCGGUUAUAUUAGUCUGAGCGCACUUUGAUGCUUCUCGAGCUAGCCUAGCCUGCUAGUUAGCUUAGCUUGUUAGCUGCUAACAAAGAGAGGCGGAAGUGAUCAAAACACAUCGCUAAGCAGAGAUCAAGUGUGAGUGUAAAGUGUUGUGAUUGUGUGAAAAUGUGCGAAAGAACGAUAGCAGAGUACGAGGAGGAACUUUGUCCAACAAAAGAGGAGAAGGAGCGACAACAUCAAAAACAUCAAGUUGUGUUACACAGAACAGACAUCCAUCAGCUGAUUGGACACCAAGAAGAAUGUCUCCCUCAUCUGCAGGGGGACAGUUUCACUUUAGAGGAUCCACAGCCCUCACAUUUUAAAGGGGACGAGGAGGAUCCACAGCCCCCUAAUUUUAAAGAAGAAGAGGAGGGAGAGUGUCCUGUAGAGCAGGAGGAGGCUGAUCUCACCAAGUUUCCACUGACUGUUGUCUCUGUGAAGACUGAAGAGCAUGAAGACAAACCACCUGAGUCCUCACAGCUUCAUCACAGUCCAAACGUCUGUGAAGAACAUCUUCUCUCUGAGCAACACAAGUGGAGCUUCAGGAUGGACAAGGAGGAGCCACAGCCCUUCCACAUUAAGGAGGAAGAAGAGGCGCCACAUACAUUACAAAUGCAAAGGGAAGAAAAUAACCCACUGACCUCCCAUUUUAAAGAGGAAGAGGAGGAACACAGCAUCAGUCAAGAAUGGUUGGAGGAGUUCCAUGUGAUUGUGAAGAGUGAAGAUGAUGAGGUCAAAGGUGAGAGUGAGGAGAAGGAAGAGGCGGAGCCUCCAAGCAGCAGCUCAACUCAACACAUGACAACAGAAGCUGAUGGAGACCACUGUGGAGGAUCACAAGCAGACAAGCUCUUAGCUCCACUAUCAGAUAGUGAGGACACAACGUCACACUCUCCUGACACUGAUGAUGAAGACUCUAAAGAUGAUAAGACAUGUCACACUGACAACACACACUUCACAUGUUCUCACUGUGACAAAACUUUUAAUGACCGUUGCAAUAUGAAAAGACACAUGAGAAUACACACUGCAGAAAAACGUUUUUCAUGUUCAAUCUGCGGUAAAGAUUUUACUCAAAGGCAAUAUUUGAAAAUACACGUGAGAAUACACACUGGAGAAAAACCUUUUUCAUGUUCAAUCUGCGGUAAAGAUUUUACUCAAAGGCAAUAUUUGAAAACACACAUGAGAAUACACACUGGAGAAAAACCUUUUUCCUGCUCAGAAUGUGGUAAAAGUUUUGUAAUGAAUGAAAAUUUAAAAGUACAUAUGAGAACACACACAGGAGAAAAACCGUUUUCAUGUUCAAUCUGCGGUAAAGAUUUUACUCAACAGCCCCAUUUCAAAGCACACAUGAGAAUACACACGGGAGAAAAACCUUUUUCCUGCUCAGAAUGUGGUAAAAGUUUUGUAAUAAAUCGAAGUUUAAAAGUGCACAUGAGAACACACACUGGAGAAAAACCUUUUAUAUGUUCAGUAUGUGGUAAAAGUUAUAUAGAAAGACGGCAAUUAAAAUCACACAUGAGAACGCACUCUGGUGAAAAACCAUACUCCUGUUCAAGCUGCAACAAAAGCUUUGGUCACCUAAACACUCUUACAGUACACAUGAGAACACACACAGGAGAGAAAGUGUUGAGUUGCAGUGUGUGUGGUGAAAGAUUCUCCUAUAAGUACCAGUGUAAGAAACACAAGUGUGCUGGUGAGAACAGCAGCAGCAAAUGAAGAUGCAGGAUUUGAAAUAAACUGUCAAAACUUUGUUAACUUUGACUUUCUAACAACAUCAGCACAUAUAACAUGUGUGACGUCAUUGUUGUGUGUGUAACACAAUCUUGUUAAUAUGAUUCUAACAUUUAUAGAUUAGACACUUCAGAUUAGUGCUUUUAUUUCAGUCAAGUACAUGAGUUAAUAUACACAUUUGUGUACUUUAAAAUGAACAGAACAAUUUGACUGAAAAGGUGAGAAUAAACAGUACAUAAAAUAUGUUACAUACAGUAAACAUUUUAUGUGUAGAUAUUCAUAUAUCACUUUUAUACUUAUUCAUAAUAGUGUUUUAUACAUGUUUUUUGAAAUAAUGAAGUGUUACAUAUUUUUAUUUUCUAAUUGUAGAUGAUUCCAUAGAUGAACUCCUUUAUAUGAUGUACAUAUUUGUUUUACAUGUGUUCAUACCUUUGCUUUUGAGUACACAUAAAUCCCUCUUAGUUCAUAGUUACUGGUUCACAUCUGAAACAUCUUCUGGACCACUUCUGGAAGCAUAUUAUUAUUUAGUUUAUACAUCAUUUGAACAGUUGUGUUGUAUACCAUUUUAAAAUGUGUGACUUUAUGAAUCAUUUGUUGGGUCUCUAUAAUCCAUUCUAAUAAUUGUUUUUAUUACUCUCUUGUGUAAUAUGAAUAUUGUUGUGUAUCUGCAUGCAUUACUCAACGCUUUUAUCAUCCAAGGCUUUUUAUCCUUGUGUUUUUUACUUCUGCAUGAAGUAGUGAUUACCGGACAGUGCAUGUCGUAUGAUUCAAUUAUUGUGUUAAGGAAUAUAUCAUAUGCGAUAUUGGUAUCCGAUUCACUGAAUACACUAUUCCAUUCUUUGUUAUCAUGUCACGUUCAAAAGCCUUGAUUUCCCUUUCAUUACAGAGCCUUCUAAUGACUUAGACAAACUUUAGAACAACUUUAAUGAUCCACAAGGGAAAUUCUUCCACACAGUAGCUCAGUUACAAUGUGUGGAAAUGGUAAUGGUUUUUGUUUCUGGUUUUUGAAGUGUGCAAUAAUCCAAACUAUAGACGGCGAAUACCGGAAGGUAAUCGGAUAUAUCAGUUACCAUAAGACCGCUAGUUAUUUCAGUGUCUGGUAUGUUGGUAAAAAUAUUGUCAAUUAGAGUGGCGCUCUGCUUCGUGAUUCUACUAGGGCGUGUGAUAAGAGGUCGCAAGCCAUAAGCAUACAUAGAGUUAACAAAGUCCUCAUUCUGGUGGUUGUCAUUGGGGUUUAACAGAUCAAUAUUAAAGUCACCACAUAG